CCCAGCGGGAGGCGGGAUCGCUACAGCCUACUUGCCAUGAACUCCGGACGCCAACGCCGGACACCCUUUAGCAUCGCAGACAUCCUAGGCCCAAGCAUGGUCCCCGGAGCAGCUUUUGCGCCGCAGCUUCCCGAGGCGGGCCCUGAUCCCGCGUCGCCACUGUGCGCCCUGGAGGAGCUAGCUAGUAAAACUUUCCUGGGCCACGACCCGCGCGCUCCGCAGCCUCCUGAAGCAGGCAGAGCGGCCCAGGAGGCGCCACCAGGUCCUGGAGCUGGUGUCCAGAGGCGCCGCAAGUCGCGAACCGCGUUCACUGCCCAGCAGGUGCUGGAGCUGGAGCGGCGGUUCGGCUUCCAGAAGUACUUGGCGCCGUCGGAGCGCGACGGCCUGGCCGCGCGCCUUGGCCUGGCCAACGCGCAGGUGGUCACUUGGUUCCAGAACCGUCGCGCCAAGCUCAAGAGGGACGUGGAGGAGAUGCGCGCGGACGUGGCCUCCCUGUGCGCGUUGUCCCGGGGGGUCCUGAGCCACCUAGCACAGCCCGACGGCGCUCCAAGCCCCGAGCCGGGCCCCUCCCGGCCCGAUUCUGAGCCCCACUUGUCAGAGGAAGAGAUACAGGUGGACGAUUGAAAGCAAAGCCGCUGCUAGCCCCGGACUCCUUCCUCCGCUGGGGACCCGGCCCGGCUCCCGGGGGGAGGGGAGAGCCGCUGAGCCCUGUGUCUUCCUCGGAUUCCUGCUUUUCUUACUGGUUGAAUAAAGCCACCUCUCUGCUGCAAGGUGCCUCGGUCCCGACCGCCUGCAGGCGACCACGGCUCCUCGCUGGUUGGUAAA
Meriones unguiculatus (Mongolian gerbil) is the source of this 825-nucleotide messenger RNA. RefSeq names its product ladybird homeobox 2 (gene Lbx2). NCBI's taxonomy places the organism in Eukaryota, Metazoa, Chordata, Mammalia, Rodentia, Muridae. The record is from RefSeq and is a predicted model, not a curated record. Gene Ontology annotation, molecular function: DNA binding. The transcript is spliced from 2 exons. Bases 37 to 624 code for a protein of 195 amino acids.